CAGACAGUCUGCUGGUGAGUCCGGAUUGCGAUGAUUGUGAGGAGUUGGUAUUCCAUCGUGUGUUCCAAAUAAUUUCCGGCUUGUCAAUUUGCCGAAGGAAUGGAAAAAGUGUCUGUGUGUGAAGGAAAUUUUCUCGGGUGAACCUCAUUCCACGUCACAUUUUUCCGUGAUCCUUGUCACCAAAGAUAAUUAUUUAUUGCAUCAAUUAAUUUUUUUUUGAAAGAUAGUCAAUUACUUUUCCUCAAAUCAUAUAGAGUGGGCUAAAGAAUUUUUGGAAUCUUAGCUGAGAUUUAAUUUUUUUGUUUUUCUAACAAAUCAAGAGAGAAAACAAUUGUCUAAUCAAACAAACUGACUUUCUCCACUCUUUUUCAAUCAUCUCACACAUAUAUAUAUUUUUUUUAUGGUACCUGUGUUAUUUUCUGACCGGAAAGAUUGUUGUUGAGUGAAGUGAAUGUUGUUGAGUUCACCAAUGACCGGUAGUCAUCGAUCUCUUUCUUUGAGUGUUUUCCCAUUAGGAUUAUGCAGAAGAGUGUUUGUGUCAAGGAAAAUUAAAGGAUAAUCAUAUUUCAUCGCAAAAGAGUUUGGAGUGAGAGAAAAAAAUUCUUGAAGAAAUAUGAAGAAUGAAAAGUGAUUUCCUCACUUUGUGAUUGAUACUGAUUGAGCAAUUUUGAUGUGAUUGUGUGACACGUGGGGUUCCCAUCGACGGAAGUUUCUUUCGACUUUUCAUCCCGCAUCUGUGUUAAAAAGCAGUCAGUUUUCUGUUGCCUGAGAGACUGCUACUGUAAGGUGUUUUUUUCCGCUGCUGCUGAAGAGACUGAUUUUUUUUUUGGAAAGUGAAGGGUGAGAAAUAAAGGACGAAAUGGAGCAUGCAGAUCUUGUCGCGGAAAUGGCUCAAGUGGAGCAUCUCUCGACACAGGAUCGUCUCCAGUUGGCACGAAUGCGACGAGCACAGCAACUUAAGGUGGCCAAACAGAAGGAGAAGGAAUGGCAAAAGUCCCAAAAUCGUCGUGAUAGGAACUCUACUGUGAGUUGUCGGAAGAAAAGGCACAUUGAAUUUGAGAAUAGUGUUAUGCUCCUGGAAGCUGCUGCAAGGAAUGAUAUCGUUGAGGUGGCGAAAUUGCUUCAGAAGGGCGUAACACCGGAUGCAACGAAUGAGGAUGGACUCACGGCACUGCAUCAGUGCUGUAUUGACAACAAUGCAGAUAUGCUGCGCCUCCUGCUGGAUUAUGGGGCGAAUGUCAAUGCCCAGGAUAGUGAAAAGUGGACCCCACUUCAUGCCGCUGCUACUUGCGGCCAUCUCAGCCUCGUAAAGUUCCUUAUAAGCCGCGGGGCGAAUCUACUGGCAGUAAAUGCAGACGGCAACAUGCCAUACGAUCUCUGUGAUGAUGAGGAGACUCUGGACUGCAUAGAGGCUGAGAUGUCGAAGCGUGGUGUAACACAAGAGUUGAUUGAUGAAACGCGCGCUGGCACUGAAAUCACCAUGCUCAGUGAUCUCGAGGAGAUGGCAAUGGCGGGUGGAGAUCUCGAGUGGCCAGAUCACCAGGGAGCAACUCCGCUGCAUAUCGCAUCGGCAAAUGGGUAUGGACGAGUAGUAGAGUUCCUGCUGGAUCAGCAUGUCCUCGUGGAUGCCGUGGACAAUGAUCUUUGGACACCUGUUCACGCUGCUGCUUGCUGGGGACAUCUGGAAGUCCUCGAAAUGUUAGCUCAGGCUGGAGCUGAUUUAUUUGCCAAAAAUAGAAAUGACGAAACACCAUCAGAUAUUUGUGAGGAUGCAGAAAUAAGGGAGAGAAUUGAACAAUUAAAGACGGAGCAGGAGAGUAAGAGAUUAGCGGAGGCACAGAAGCGCCGCGUGAAACGAUCCCAAAGUAACAAUACAAGGGCACAAUCCGUUCGUCGAACAUCCCUGAGAGAUAAAACACUCACGACGAAAAAAGAUGCUGUUGAAGAAACACGACUUCGGCUGCAAGCACAAGAGGGAUACACGACAACCGAUGGGACACAUGAACCACUAUCACUGGCCUCAGAAUCAUCGGCUCCGUCCUCCCUACGUCCUGCUAAUAACAAUUGCCACCACAAUAACAAUGGUAGUGUGCAGCAGAAUGGAGCAGCACCUGGAAAUGGCACCAACAACAAUACUCGAUAUCCUCAGAGCAAUUUGAGCUAUGGCACGCAAAUGGGAUUCAGUACAGCGCAGUCAUCCAUUAGCACAAAUCCCAAUCAUAUUGAUGGCUCUCCAACGGCAUCCCAUAAUCGUCGUUCGCCAGAGGGCAAGGACAAUGAGAUGAGUAGUUUGGGCUACAUGCAGGAGGACAGUAAAAAGAUGCUAGUGAACAAUAAUGCAUUGGCAUCGCAGCGAAACAGUGCAGCAAGUUCGGCUGAUUUGACUGCUACGGAAAUUUAUACGGCCAGCAAUGAGAAUGGAAAGAUAAACGUCCAAGUCACAGUGCUAUUUGAUGCUCACACUGUAGAUCACUCCAUCGCAGGAACAUUGGCUGACCUGAAGAAGCAUCGGGCUCAGUCCAGGAGCAGCGGAAGUCCGGAGAAUGGAUCUAUUCUCACCACUCAGAGUCUCACGGGAGCCGGAAGUACUGUUGGACAAUCACCUGCCGUGGAAUUGUCCCUCGUGUCAUCACCGAGUCUUCAGAGUACUCCAGCAAAGUUUAGUGGAAUCACUGGGGAUGUUGUAAGCGAUAGCACACGCUCCAGAAAGUGCUGUGUGAUUAUGUAAUGGGCUCUCCAUUUAUAAGUUUCUGUCCUCAUUUCUUUUCUCUUCUUUUUCUUCUUCUUGGGGGAAUUUAAUGAUUCCUUGUGGAUUUUUAUUUCGAUUUUCUUUUGCACAAGUUUUUUCUAUAUAGCCAAAGUUCUGGGAGAUUUUCGUUCAAAAUACAUUACCAUCUUCAUAAGAAUUAUUCAUAGUUAUUAUUAUGCCAAGACGGCAGUAUUAGGGACGAUACACAGUGCAGAUGAAAUUAAAUAUGAAAUAUUUGAGAUUAAAUUGAUUCUAGAUAU
This is a messenger RNA of Phlebotomus papatasi, 3009 nucleotides long. RefSeq names its product protein phosphatase 1 regulatory subunit 16A (gene MYPT-75D). The record is from RefSeq and is a predicted model, not a curated record. Gene Ontology annotation, cellular component: cytoplasm. Bases 860 to 2728 code for a protein of 622 amino acids. Lineage: Eukaryota; Metazoa; Arthropoda; Insecta; Diptera; Psychodidae. Gene Ontology annotation, molecular function: phosphatase regulator activity; protein binding; enzyme inhibitor activity. The transcript has 9 exons.